Dendronephthya gigantea is the source of this 2009-nucleotide messenger RNA. Its product is annotated as nuclear fragile X mental retardation-interacting protein 1-like. The coding region runs from base 56 to 1174 and encodes 372 amino acids. Gene Ontology annotation, molecular function: RNA binding. Gene Ontology annotation, cellular component: nucleus. Gene Ontology annotation, biological process: box C/D snoRNP assembly. The transcript is spliced from 10 exons. NCBI's taxonomy places the organism in Eukaryota, Metazoa, Cnidaria, Anthozoa, Malacalcyonacea, Nephtheidae. The record is from RefSeq and is a predicted model, not a curated record.
GUCGUAUAAAAAAUAGUACGAAAACCAUACCUUCAAUUUUUUAUUCGACUGAGCGAUGAAUGCCUUGCCUAAUUUCGGUCUAUUAUCUGCAAAUGGUAUUAGACCGUUUCAUAGUUCCAUCAUACCUCCACAAAUAUCACGUUCGUUUAAUAUUGGAACAACACCACCGAUGGUUUUAAAUGGAUUUAAUUUUCAGCAACCAUGUCAACCAUUACCCAAGGCAGUUCAGCAGUAUCUGGAUGUCAACCACAAUGAAAGUAGUCAGAAUCAGGGUAAACAAAAUAUGUUGUCCCCCAACUCUUCCUUUCAAUGUGUACCAUGUAAGAAAUUGUUUCAAGAUCAAAACAGUCUUAGGGCACAUUCAAAGGCUCAUGUGAAGUGUGAGUUUCCAAACUGUUCUUUCAUUGCAUCACGACAAAGUUUAAAGUUACAUGAGAUACAGUGUCACCGAGAGGGGAAGAUGAAAAUCAUCUUAAACACGCCAGAACAAAUUUUUAAAUGGAGGGAAGAGAGAAGAAGGAAUUACCCCACAGUUACAAAUAUGGCAAGAAAAGAAGCUGAACAACAAGAUAGAGUAAAAAGUGGUCAUACAGUUAGAACUAAAGGAUUUAGGUACAACAGAAAACAGGGUUGGAAACAGCAGAGGAGAAAUGCUCACCAAAAGCGAAACAGUGAUGUUCCAUCGACAGAAUUACCAACUAACAAGUUACCAAACAAAGAUUUACCAACGUUUGCGGAACAAAACGAGAAGUGCACAUUCCAGAAUGGAAAUUUGCCUGAUUCAAGCAGUGGGUGUAAUGAAAAACAAGAUAGGUUAUUGAAUCUCAGUUCACUCGCUGCUUCUUACGCAUCAAGUUCGAGUGAUGAAAACGAAAAUGAUGGUAACAGUGUGAAACAAACAGCGACCAUUGCCGAAAAACCUUUGCCAUCCAAACACUGUGCAAAAUUUGAAAGUAAAAAACGAAAGUUAAUGGGGAAUGUUAAUAAGAUUACUGAUAGAAAGGAAAAUCAAGACAGACGAAAAAAGAAACGUAAAGAGAAUAAAACAGGUCCAAACCGUGCGAGGCCAACAAUUUUGGAAAUGCUGUUAGCGUCAGAUAUUCGCCAUGAAAGAAAUGUUAUGUUGCAGUGCGUUCGCUUCAUUGUCAAAAGAAACUUUUUUGGUGCAGACUGAGAACGUACGUACACACGUAUACUAUAAAGGAAGGGACCAGGGCACUUAUACUCUAUAAGCGCCCUAGAAGAGACUGUAUGGGAAAGGAAUACUGUGCAUGUGUUCAUUUUUGUCUAUUAUGUUGCAAACCUGGCCAAAGAACCUGACAUGACUUUCAUUUACUUUAAACUAGACUUUGCAUGCGUUUUGAUUUUCAGAAAAAGUCACAAAGUCUUGUUAGACUUUUUGUAAUGACUAGGGCAUCAUUUCGCCUUGAAACAAGCAAAGACAGGAUGAUGCCUUUGACUUUACAUUUCUUCUAAUCUUCCCAAUUUCCCUUGCGUCCUCAUUUGAUCCAUGCAGGCUUAAGAGUCGCCAGUUUUACAAAGUUACAAUAUGCACCAGGAUGCAAAUGGAGGAGAGUGGAAAUGUGUAUAUUCAUACUGUACCUUAGUGGAGUGGCACAUGCAUAUCCUCACAAAAAAAUGAAAACAGGAAUUGUGAAAGAGAGGAAAGAGAAGUAACCUUGUUGCAUAAAGGUCUCACCAGUGAACUGUCUUUAGGUCCUUUACCCACUUGAUAUUGGGAAAAAAACUGAACCGUUGCUAUAGACAAUGACACCUUUUUCUAACAGAGACAUUACUAACAUCCAAGUACAACUAACACUGAUUACUGCACAAGUUAAUAAACUCUUUAAAGUAUGGAUACCCACAAAAGCAAAGCAAAAGGACUAAAAUUAAACUGCUACAAUCAAUAAAGCCUUCAUAUUAAUAUACUGCACUAAAAUUGCAUAUAUGAUAUGUAUUAUACAUAAAAAAAUUUACAGAAUAUGAGAAUGGGAGUACAGAUGAAAAUC